CGUAAAGCGCGGCGGUGUUGACAGCGGCCGGCGGAGCAGGAAGAGACUGGGACGAACUGGGAGCAACUGGGACCGACUGGGCGCGCCGGGACCGGGACAGCGGGGAGCACUCGCAGCCAUGAGCCGAGCCAGGAGGGUCCCGGGCCGGGGGGCGGCCAUGGCCCGGCAGAUGGGUUUGGUGCUGGAUGCCCCCCCGGAGGGGGUCCCGGAUGGAGCUGAACUGGAACAGGAGCUGCUGGAGCUGCUGGGGGAGCCCCGGGGGGCUCCAGGGAGGGUGGCCCCGACCACCCCACAGGGCCUGGCAGCCGUGGGGGCCCUGGCCCAGCUCUGCCUCAGGGACCCCGCUGAGGAGGAGGAGGAGGAGGAGGAGGAAGAGCUGGAGGAUGAGGAGGAGCUGCUGGCGGAGCUGCAGGAGGUGCUGCAGGAGGGGGACGGGAGCGAGGCCACCACGGAGACAACCCAGGAGCCCUUGGGUCCCGCCCUGCUCUCGGUGCUGUCGGAGCGGCUGGAUCUGUACCGGGAGGCCGCUGGGAACGCCCGGGACGCCGGGGACGGGGCGCGGCUGCGGCGGCUCCAGCGCGGCCUGCGGACCCUGGAGCAGCUGUUGGAGUCCGUCCGGAGCGGGAAGAGCAUCGAUGAGGCCGAGAUUCCCCCUCCGGUGGCGCUGGGAAAGGGGGGCAGGGGCCCUGCCCAGGAACCCCCAGAGACCCCCAACCCCCCAGCCCAGCCCCCGAGCCGUACCCUGGCCCCAUCCCCGGCUCCCUGCCCGGCUCCCUGCCCGGCUCCCUGCCCGGAUCCGAGCCCCGUCCCGGCGCUCCGGGUGCGGCUCCGGGAGCUGCAGCGGGAAGCGCUGCUGGCCAAGCGCCGGGGGGACACGGCCACCGCCCUGGGCCACUACCGGGCGGCCAAGAGCCUGGAGGCGCAGCUGGAGGCGCAGGGGCAGGGCCGUGCCCCGGGUCCAGAGCCAGAGGAGCCGAAGGAUCCGGUGCCAAGGGAUCCGGAGCCGAGGGAUCCACUGAUGCCGAGGGAUCCACCGAUGCCAAGGGAUCCACCGGAGCCGAGGGAUCCACCGGCACCCCCCGCCCCAGGAGCCCCCCCAGCCCCCCGGGACGUGAGGGAGGCGCUGGAGCAGCGCAUGGAGCGGUACCGGGCGGCCGCUGCCCAGGCCAAGGAGAGCGGGGACGGCAGGAAAGUCCGGAUGCACGAGAGGAUUGUGAAGCAAUACCAGGCCGCUCUCCGUGCUCUCAGUGCCGGCAAAGCCGUGGAUCUCUCGGAGCUCCCGGUGCCGCCAGCCCAGGCCCAGCUGGAAUUCCUGGAGCUCCGCAGGGCCCAGUUCUCCCGGGCCGCGCUCCGGGCCAAGCGCAGGAACGACCUGGGGGCGGCCAAGGAGCUGCUGCGCCGCGCCAAGGGCGUCGAGGGGCUGCUGGGGGCCGCCCGGGGGCUCCCCGUCGACCUGGCGCAGGUCCCAGAGCCCCCCCUGGACGGGACUGAGUUCGAGCUGGGCCCUGGGGGGGUGCCGGUGCCCCCCGAGACCACCAAGACCUUCCUGCAGCUGGCAGGGACUCUGAGGAAGCAGCACCAGAUGUGUCUCACCUACUCCCGGCAAUUCGCCCACCUCGGGAACAUCUCAGAGACCACCAGGUGCGAGGCCCUGGCCGAGGAGUGCCGGCGGCACAUGGAGACCCUGAGGAGGGCCCACAACAGGGGGGCUCCCCCCCCGAGACCCCGCUACGAGCACAGGACCUUCAGCGUCAUCAAGAUGUUCCCAGAGCUGAGCAGCAGCGACCUGGAGCUGGGAAUAGAGAGGGGAAUCGGCCUCCCAGUGCCCCCAGGUGAGGGACUGGGAACUGGCCCCAGUGACCUGGACACCUUCGUGCGCUUCGAGUUCCCCCACCCCAGUGCGGAGGAGGCUCAGCGGGACAAGACCCCCGUGGUGAAGAGCACGGAUUGUCCUGAAUUCGGGGCGCGGUUCCGGCUCCGGCUGCUCCGGGGGCACCGAGGGCUCCGGAGGCUCCUCAGCUCCCGAGGGAUCAAGUUCGAGGUGGCCCAGAAGGGGGGGCUGUUCCGGCCGGAGCGCGCUCUGGGAUUGGCGCAGCUGCGGCUCCAGGGCCUGGAGGGCUCCUGCGAGCUCCGGGAGCAGCUCGAGCUGCUGGAUGGGCGACGCCCAACGGGGGGUCGGCUGGAGGUUUGGGUUCGGAUCCGGGAGCCCCUCGGGAGCCAACGGGAGCUGGAGCCGCGCUCCGAGCGCUGGAUGGUCCUGGAGCCCGGGAACGAGGCCCAGGUCACUGCUCCCAAACGGGCCCCAGCAGCCCCAAAGGACGGGAACAACAGAUCCCUCCCGACAUUCCCGAGCCUCCACCUGCUGCUCUUCGAGCGGGAGCGGCUGGAGCGGAAGAUGGUGCCGUUCAGCCGGGGGGGCCUCCCGGUGCCCCCCGAGCUCCGGCAGCAGCACCAGGAGCUGCUCCGGCGGAUCCAGGGGCUGCGGACGCGGCUGCAGGGAGGGGACCCCCAGUUCCGCUCGGAGUACCUGGAGCAGCUGCAGCGGCACCUCCAGCUCUACACGGCGGCCGCGCGGCGCCUCGGCACCGAGGGGCAGCGGGAGGCAGCCAAGGAGGCCCUGUACAAACGGAACCUGGUGGAGAGCGAGAUCCAAAAGCUCCGUGGAUGAGGCCCCCCCCCAGCAGGGGCUGGGACCAGACAGGGUGCAGGGAGUUUGGGGGUGCUCUGGGGACCCCCUUCCUGCCACUGCUGCUGUGACAAUCACAGGCAUCUGAGCUGCUGCUACGUGACCCCCCCGGGGUGACAGGGACCCCCCCAAAAUCCCCCUCAGGGUGACACUGACCCCUCCCAAUGACAGGGGGACACUGACCCCCCCCAAUGACAAGGUGAUGGUGACCCCCCUGAAUCCCCCCCAAUAACAGGGUGACACUGG
This is a messenger RNA of Myiozetetes cayanensis, 2932 nucleotides long. Its product is annotated as coiled-coil and C2 domain-containing protein 1A-like. NCBI's taxonomy places the organism in Eukaryota, Metazoa, Chordata, Aves, Passeriformes, Tyrannidae. Gene Ontology annotation, biological process: regulation of transcription by RNA polymerase II. Gene Ontology annotation, cellular component: nucleus. The record is from RefSeq and is a predicted model, not a curated record. Gene Ontology annotation, molecular function: DNA-binding transcription repressor activity, RNA polymerase II-specific; RNA polymerase II cis-regulatory region sequence-specific DNA binding.